CCCCCGCGCCAGCCGCCGCCGGCCCGGCCCCGCACCCAGCCGCGCCCAGCCCGGCGAGCCUGCGCCAGGAGGCGGCCCGAGCGCGGCCACCGCGAGCCCCGGCGGCGUCUCUCCACCGACCCGGUCCCGCCCGGCCCCCGGCAUGUCGUUCGGCCGGGACAUGGAGCUGGAGCACUUCGACGAGCGCGACAAGGCGCAGAGGUACGGGCGCGGCGCGCGGCUCAACGGGCUGCCCAGCCCCACGCACAGCGCGCACUGCAGCUUCUACCGCACGCGCACGCUGCAGACCCUCAGCUCCGAGAAGAAGGCCAAGAAGGUGCGCUUCUACCGCAACGGCGACCGCUACUUCAAGGGCAUCGUCUACGCCAUCUCCCCCGACCGCUUCCGCUCCUUCGAGGCGCUGCUGGCCGACCUGACCCGCACCCUGUCGGACAACGUGAACUUGCCCCAGGGCGUGAGGACCAUCUACUCCAUCGACGGGCUCAGGAAGAUCUCCAGCCUGGACCAGCUGGUGGAAGGAGAGAGCUACGUGUGUGGCUCCAUAGAGCCCUUCAAGAAGCUGGAGUACACCAAGAACGUGAACCCCAACUGGUCCGUGAACGUGAAGACCACGUCGGCCUCGCGGGCCGUGUCGUCCCUGGCCUCCGCCAAAGGGGGCCCCUCGGAGGGCAGGGAGAGCAAAGACUUCAUCCGGCCCAAGCUGGUCACCAUCAUCCGGAGCGGCGUGAAGCCGCGGAAGGCGGUCCGCAUCCUGCUGAACAAGAAGACGGCGCACUCCUUCGAGCAGGUGCUCACCGACAUCACCGACGCCAUCAAGCUGGACUCGGGCGUGGUGAAGCGCCUGUACACGCUGGACGGGAAGCAGGUGAUGUGCCUUCAGGACUUUUUCGGUGACGAUGACAUUUUUAUUGCAUGCGGACCAGAGAAGUUCCGUUACCAGGAUGAUUUCUUGCUAGAUGAAAGUGAAUGUCGGGUGGUGAAAUCCACUUCUUACACCAAAAUAGCGUCCUCGUCGCGCAGGAGCACCACCAAGAGCCCGGGCCCGUCCAGGCGCAGCAAGUCUCCCGCCUCGGCCAGCUCAGUUAACGGCACCCCCGGUAGCCAGCUCUCGACUCCCCGCUCGGGAAAGUCUCCAAGCCCGUCGCCCACCAGCCCGGGAAGCCUGCGGAAGCAGAGGAGCUCCCACCAUGGCGGCUCCUCCACCUCCCUCGCCUCCACCAAAGUGUGCAGCUCGAUGGACGAGAACGACGGGCCUGGAGAAGAAGUGUCAGAGGAAGGCUUCCAGAUUCCAGCCACGAUAACAGAACGGUAUAAAGUCGGAAGGACGAUAGGAGAUGGAAAUUUUGCUGUUGUCAAGGAAUGUGUAGAAAGGUCAACUGCUAGAGAGUAUGCACUGAAAAUUAUCAAGAAAAGCAAAUGUCGAGGCAAAGAGCACAUGAUCCAGAACGAGGUGUCUAUUUUAAGAAGAGUGAAGCACCCCAAUAUUGUUCUUCUGAUUGAGGAGAUGGAUGUGCCAACUGAGCUGUAUCUUGUCAUGGAAUUAGUAAAGGGAGGAGACCUCUUCGACGCCAUCACUUCCACCAACAAGUACACCGAGCGGGACGCCAGCGGGAUGCUCUACAACCUCGCGAGCGCCAUCAAGUACCUGCACAGCCUCAACAUCGUGCACCGCGACAUCAAGCCCGAGAACCUGCUGGUGUACGAGCACCAAGACGGCAGCAAAUCCCUGAAGCUGGGCGACUUCGGCCUGGCCACCAUCGUGGACGGCCCCCUGUACACCGUGUGUGGCACCCCGACGUACGUGGCCCCAGAAAUCAUCGCAGAGACUGGGUACGGCCUCAAGGUGGACACGUGGGCGGCCGGUGUGAUCACCUACAUCCUGCUGUGCGGCUUCCCUCCCUUCCGUGGGAGCGGCGAUGGCCAGGAGGUGCUUUUCGAUCAGAUUUUGAUGGGGCAAGUGGAGUUUCCUUCUCCAUACUGGGAUAACGUGUCCGAUUCUGCAAAGGAGCUCAUCAACAUGAUGCUGUUGGUGGACGUCGACCAGCGGUUCUCGGCCGUGCAGGUCCUGGAGCACCCCUGGGUCAACGAUGAUGGCCUCCCAGAAAAUGAACAUCAGCUGUCAGUAGCUGGAAAGAUCAAGAAGCAUUUCAACACGGGCCCCAAGCCGAACAGCACCGCAGCUGGAGUCUCUGUCAUAGCACUGGACCACGGGUUUACCAUCAGGAGAUCAGGGUCUUUGGACUACUGCCAACCGCCGGGCAUGUAUUGGAUAAGACCACCGCUCUUGAUAAGGAGAGGCAGGUUUUCCGACGAAGACGCAACCAGAAUGUGAGGGGCCGCAUCAAGACCCAGCCGGCACCCCCAGAAGCCACCUCGGAGUCCGAAGACUACUCCCCCAGCUCCUCCGAGACUGUGCGCUCCCCCAACUCGCCCUUUUAAGAAGACCCUCUGCCUCGAAGCCCCAGCUUAGCCCUUUGAGACUCUGAGAUUUUUCCAGAUUGAUGUAAAACAGUUUCGUCCGCUCUGUCUGGCCCGCAGUGCUCAAGCAGAACAGGACGUGUGUUUUCCGUUGUCUUUGUAGCGAGCCCCCUUUGCCAAAUGAUGCCCCGUGUUGUUUGUGAAGAUGGCAACUUGCUGCUAAUAGGGUCCUCAAAGGGUUAAGCCUAAUUUGCAGGGUUUUUUCUGUUUUUGUUUUUGUUUUUAAAGAUAGAAGCAACAAAUGUCUUCAUCGGUCAGGCUGGGAUCUGCAGUAUGUAACACAGCACACAUUAACCCUCUGAGUACAUAGAAUUUUCCUGAGAGCCCUCGCUGGGGAGGUCUGCAGGCCUCUGGGUGUAUAUGCACGUGUUUCUUGAUUUUGCUGCAGAUCAAAGGGUGUCAUUAGGUGCUGGGAUACCCCCACCCACCACCACCCCGGGGUCAGCCUCCAGCUUGUAUCUCACUCGUCGCUUUACAUGGGUUUAGAAAACGGCAGGUUUAUAACUUCGGCCUCAGCAUCCUUCUUUCUUCUGCAUCCUAUUAAGAAAGGGAAUUUGUUUUUCAUUAGGGGUUUGGCUGUCAGCUGCGGCGAGUCCUUGGCCCCAGAGUGCAGGCAAUUGGGUUUGUCGCAAACAGCCUGACCCUGGAAAUAGGUACUCCCCUCACCCCUGAAUCGUGUCCACGUGAAGCUGUGCUGUCCAUGCCCCAGAAAUGCUGCCUCCACAUCAGCUGCUGCCAGCACUAGCCCAGACCCCCGGGCUUGGUGAGGGGGAGGUUUGUCUCUGGGAAACAACCGGUGGAAAAGAGCAAUAAAUUGCCAGGUGCUCUAGGGGGCUGGAAUUUCGGACAGAAAGAGGAAAUAAGGCCCUGUUCUUUGCCUCACCUGCUGUUGUGUGCAGUGCAGCCUUGAGGGGCCGUCAGCACACGAGUGCCCGGGAGAGGGCUGGGCACGGGCAGCAAGAGCCAGUGCUUUGCAAGGUGGCCCGGGAGAAGGCAAGGGGGAGGCUCAUCCAGAGAGCCCUGGAGACGGGUUUUAAGGAAAUCAGCCUCUGCUCAUAUGACUCAGCGUGCACCUUCGGGUUACCUGCGUGUGGUGUCCCAGGGAGAGCAGGAUGGGGACCCAGAAGCCACCUGCCCCGGAAGCCCUCCCUCUCCCGGCAACGGCCCUUUUAUACCCGGAGAGGGGCUUGUUUUUCCCUCUUUGGGCCCAGCCCUGAGACCCGCCUCUUCACUCCCGUUAUCGAGUGUCCAGAGCCCUGAGUCUCCGGGGUCUUGUGGGAUGUGUCACACUCAGAUGGGGGCCUGCGUCCCGUUUCAUUUACUGACGCACGUGAUGGCAGAGUUCCUAGAGGCGGGCAGCCGGGGGUCUCGGAGGCUGGGUGCCCACGGUAUGCCUCAGCCCUGGGGUUUGGGAGACAGCUCCGGCCUCGGGGUGGCAGAGUGUACUUAUCUGCCCUGUUCUGAAUUCUGCCCUCUCCAGGAGUUUUUAAAAUGUGCUUUAAUAUCUGAAAGUCUUGAAAUUUGCAUAUGACCUCUCUAUAGUCAGUUCCUCGUUAUCAAGUACACAGUCUUCAAUUGCUGUUUUUUACUCUUCUACCCAUAAACCAUAAUAUGUAUUAAUAUAGAUCUUUGAGUCACAAUCUGUGACUCCUUUUGCAGCGCAACCUACCAAAUUCUCUGCUCUUUGACAUUUGGGGUUAUCUCCUGGCCUGUGAAGCCGGCCACUCUUUUUUGAGGGAUUUUUCCCCUUUGAGUGCCCAGGAAUGAUGGUGCAUGAAGCAGUUGGGUUUUGGGGGGCAGAGUGGAGCUGAGGGGGCAGAACCCAGGAAGGAUUUGAGGAUGGUGGAGUCUACGUUCCACAUUAGUGACGGGCCUUGGACCUGUCAGAGAUUCCGGCUUUCUCUAGCACGAGGAGGCGGAACCUGUCUGCAGCUAAGGGGCAGCUCUCAGCGUGGCCUCGGCCCUUCUUGGGUGGAUAGAAGAACCACACAGAGCCGAACCUGCCACGGAGACGGCCCUUUCCCUUUCUUUCUCUCCAUCGCUGUGCCCAUGAAUUCUGCUUUCCUGUGGGCGUUCAGUGUAGGCUGUGGUUUCCAGUGUGGAGACCCGCAGACCAUGGCUCAGCCUGCAGGGACCUCGGCGCCAUGUGCAGCCGUGGCUGCAGCAGGGAGCCCCACGCAAGGCUGUAGAGUCCGGGUGAUGGACGCUGAGUAAACAUGGACUGUGGCGAGACACGGAGAGAUGCUGAGUAGCCAGAUGGAGCGAGGCCAGCCCUGCGCUGCCACGACUGCGAAUCUCAGAGACGUGCUCGGAGGACUGAGGGACAAGCACAAAGCACACUGACGCCGCCGGGGGACCCAGGCUGCUUUGCUUUCAGCCAGUGCUUCCUCCUUUCCACGACAUUCUUCGGCUUGUUCGAAUUGAAAUAAUUAAGUGGUGGUGUUCUGUAAGGAAUUUCUAUAACCAAAUUGAUCUUAUUUUUGAUUUAUCAUAGAACAAACAGCAUUACGGCGGUGUAUCUCUAAUUAUCAGUUUAAUCCCCACCACCAAUGUUGCCAUUUCCCGCCCCCCACGUGUUUAAUAUAGCUCUUGUGACGGCAUCUGGUGAUGAGGACACGUGACCAACCGUGUGGUAUUUUCGAGGCAAUUUUAAGAUUCAUCUUUUCAGUUUGGUAGUAGACUAGUUAAGGAGAAACUCCUUCAUUACUUGCAUCGUGUAAAUCAUCUCCGUAGACGAGAACUGUCUGUAUUAAUGAACACAUUUCUUUCUCACCAUUUGUAGCAGAAAUCAUUUUCUUCAUAAUCAAUGAAUAUGUGAUAUGCUCCCAAUUGUUAGAAGGAAAAGUAAGAUUUCAGUUAUUGACAAUGUUUUUACAGUAGCACUCAUAAAUUUACAGUGGUGCAUAUUAAAAUAAGCAAGAAAAAAAUGUGAAUAAACUACUGAAAACA
This is a messenger RNA of Choloepus didactylus (southern two-toed sloth), 5427 nucleotides long. It is a transcript of the gene DCLK1, whose product is annotated as doublecortin like kinase 1. The coding region runs from base 143 to 2332 and encodes 729 amino acids. The record is from RefSeq and is a predicted model, not a curated record. Gene Ontology annotation, biological process: axoneme assembly; intracellular signal transduction; protein phosphorylation. Gene Ontology annotation, cellular component: axoneme; neuron projection. Lineage: Eukaryota; Metazoa; Chordata; Mammalia; Pilosa; Megalonychidae. Gene Ontology annotation, molecular function: ATP binding; protein kinase activity; microtubule binding. The transcript is spliced from 18 exons.